AUGAGGGCUGGUGUUGAUAUCUUUGCUCUUGACUAUGAUGCUAUUAUUGCUGCCAUGUAUGCAUUGACUGUUAGUGCCGAGGGAGACUGUUACUUGUGUGUGCCGCCUGACCCAGGUAUAGGGCCCGCUGCCCUAGGUACUAGUGAGUCUGCUCUCUCUGGUAUGGUGCCCCCUGUACCUGCUCCCUCCUGCACUGUCCCUGCUGCUUGCGAGUCUGCUCUCUCAGGUACAGCACCCACAGAGACUGCUCUCUCAGUCCUUGCCCAGUCCACUACUGUGCUCCCUUGUCCGGCGGUUCCGUCUGGCUCGUUGACGGGUUUCCACCUCCCCUCGUUCUCGACGAACCUGGUGAGCAACGCUGUCCUCCAGGAUCAGUGGGUUGACACCUUUACCCCUGGAGGACAGCGUGUGGCGAUCUGCACGUGCUCCAGGACCGGCCGUCACCUGGCUACGUCCCUCCCUCCCCUCCCUGCCUCGCCUGCGCCGCCUUGCCUUCCUUGCGUCGAGGGGCGGCAGCGCGCCGCUCCUCACUCCUCCUCGUUCCCCCCGACAGAGGCUCCUCUGCAGACCCUCCACCUGGACGUGUGGGGCCCAGCCCGCGUUCGUGGCCAGGGCGGUGAGCGGUAUUUUUUGCUGGUUGUCGACGACUACUCGCGUUACACCACGGUCUUCCCCUUGCGCACCAAGGGUGAGGUCCCUGCUGUUCUGAUCCCUUGGAUCCGCACAGUUCGUCUCCAGCUCCGCCGCCGUUUCCGGACGGAUCUUCCUGUCCUGCGUCUGCACUCUGACAGAGGUGGUGAGUUUUCCUCCGACCUCUUGAGGACCUUCUGUCAGGCGGAGGGCAUCGAGCAGACCUUCACGCUUCCAGACUCCCCACAGCAGAAUGGGGUUGCUGAGCGCCGCAUUGGCCUGGUCAUGGAGGUCGCUCGUACCUCCUUGGUCCAUGCGGCGGCUCCCCAUUUUCUGUGGCCGUUUGCUGUCCGGUAUGCCGCGCAUCAGCUCAACCUCUGGCCCCGUGUCUCCUUGCCGGAGACCUCGCCCACACUGCGUUGGACGGGGGAGGUUGGCGAUGCGUCGCGCUUCCGGGUGUGGGGUGCUCGUGCCCUUGUCCGCGAUACGUCCGCGGACAAGCUCUCCUCCCGCACGCUUCCCUGUGUCUUCCUUGGCUUUGUCCCUGACGCGCCGGGCUGGCAGUUUUACCACCCCACCUCGCGCCGGGUCUUCGCCUCUCAGGACGUCACCUUUGACGAGUCGGUCCCUUUUUACCGUCUCUUCCCCUACCGUACUGCCCCCCUCCCUCCCCCGCCGCUUUUCCUUGCUCCUGGUCCCCCUCCGGUAGACCCCCUUCCCCCUCAGGGUCCUGCUCCUUCAGGUGUCUCUCAGGUAGACCCUCCUCCCGUCGCUGAGCCUGUCGAGGUCACAGGUGACUCAGGUGCUGCUGCAGGUGGUGCUGCUGGGAGUGCUGAGCCUGCGGGUGCUGGGCCUGGGAGUGCUGGGACUGCAGGUGCUGGAGCUGAGGGUACUGUGCCUGAGAGUUCGGCGCCUGGGGGUGCUGAGCCUGGGGGUGCUGCGACUGGGGGUGCUGAGCCGGCGUGUGCGGAGUCUGGGGGUGCUGAGUCUGGGGGUGCUGCGACUGGGGGUGCUGAGCCGGCGUGUGCGGAGUCUGGGGGUGCUGAGUCUGGGGGUGCUGCGCCUGCGGGUACUGAGCCUGGGGGUGCUGCUACUGAGCCUACGGAGCCUCGGGUUGCUGCGUCUGGGGGUGCUCCGGUUCGGGGUGCUGAGCAGUCUCUCACACCACAGCAGCUUCGUGACUGGUACGUCCGGCGUUUUCGCCGUCCCCGUGGCUCGGCUGGAGCUGGGGGUACUGGAGCUGCCGGGACUGGUUGUUCUGGGAGCACUACGACUGGAGCUGCUGGAGCUGGGGACUCUGGGGGUGCUCUUCCUUGCGGUGCUGCGGACCCUGGGGGUGGUGCUGCUGCUGGUGCUGCGGACCCACCUGGUGGAGCUGCUGCUGGAGCUGAGGACCCGAGCGGUGGCGCUGCUGCUGGUACUGGGGACCCGGACGCUGGAGUCUCUUCUGCUUCUGGAGACGCUGCGCGGCCGCGGCCGUACUUCGUACCGCUCCUUCAGCAGUUUCUUGGGCAGACUCCUCCUUCUUGUCCUCCUCCCUCCGUAGAGUGUCCUCCACCUGUCCAGCCGCAGUCACAGUUACCGCCUACCUCGCCUCUCCCUGCUCCCUCUCCUUACACUGGUCCCACAGGAGGUCUUACAGAGCGUCGUGAGCCUGAGUCUCGUCCUGCGUCGCCUGUCCGUACUGCUCGCACUGGUCGUCGUGUCCGUCGUGAGCGUCCUCCUCCUGUCCCAGGCACUCACUACAUGACUCUGCGUCCCUCUACUGCUCCUCAGCGUGUCCCUCUGCCGUCUCCUCCUGCGUCCUCUUUGCCUGCCGUUCCAGACCCUGAGUCUGACCGGUAUCGUGCUGAGCACCCUACUGUCACGCAUCUCCUAGCUACUGUUGUCACUGACCCUACCUUUGAGUCCUCGGCUGCGUCUGCUCUGGUCGCUGAGUUGGUUGACUUUGCUGCUGCCUGUCGUCUAGACUACGCUGCUCGCCUUGUUGCUGGGUCUGAGUCUGCGUCUGUCUGUCCUCCGUCCGUCGGGGGUGAGUGUGCUAUUGGCACGGACGUCCUUGAGGACAGGCAGGAGGACUUUGACUCUCUCGCGGCUGCUGUACCUCAUCUCGUGGCCUGGUUGCUUGCCCCUGAGGGAGACCCGGAUGCACUAGACAUCCCCACUCCGCGCACUUACGCAGAGGCGAUCUCGGGUCCCUACUCCUCUCAGUGGCAGACAGCCAUGGACGCAGAGAUGGCAUCCUGGAAGUCCACAGGCACCUACGUCGACGAGGUUCCCCCUCCUGGGGCGAACAUCAUCGAUGGCAUGUGGAUUUUCAGGGUGAAGCGGCCGCCAGGUUCUCCGCCUGUCUUCAAGGCUCGUUACGUUGCUAGAGGCUUCAGUCAGCGUCAGGGGGUCGACUUCUUCCAGACCUUCUCCCCCACUCCGAAGAUGACCACUCUUCGGGUUCUGCUGCACGUUGCUGCUCAGCGUGACUACGAGCUUCACUCUCUUGACUUCAGCACAGCGUUCCUGCAGGGCAGCCUGCACGAGGAGAUCUGGCUGCGCCGUCCACCUGGCUUUACUGGGUCGUUUCCUCCUGGUACCCAGUGGAGCCUCCGCCGGCCAGUCUACGGUCUCCGCCAGGCGCCACGCGAGUGGCACGACACACUGAGGACUACACUUGCGGCUCUUGGGUUCGCGCCGUCUACUGCUGACCCGUCGCUGUUUCUGCGCACAGACACGUCGCUGCCGCCGUUCUACAUUCUCGUGUACGUCGACGACUUGGUCUUUGCUACUGCUGACACUGAGGCACUCGCUCGUGUGAAGUCGGAGCUGCAGAAGAGACACACCUGCACUGACCUGGGUGAGCUGCGUAGCUACCUUGGCUUGCAGAUCACCAGGGACAGAGCUCGCCGCACCAUCACCCUGACUCAGUCACACAUGGUGCAGCAGGUCCUUCAGCGCUUCGGCUUCCAGUUCUCCUCACCACAGGCCACACCUCUGGCUACCAGCCACUCGCUCUCAGCUCCACCUCCGGACGAGUCCGUAGAGCCGAGUGGCCCGUACCCAGAGCUUGUGGGCUGCCUCAUGUACCUGAUGACCUGCACGCGACCUGACCUCGCGUACCCUCUUAGCAUCCUUGCUCGUUACGUUGCGCCUGGGAGACACAGGCGAGAGCACUGGGAGGCUGCUAAGAGGGUGCUGCGCUACUUGUGCAGUACAUCAGGCAUGGGGCUGGUGCUUGGAGGACGCGACAGAGUUGUCCUCACUGGCCACUCGGACGCUUCUUGGGUGGACGACCUGGCUACGCAGCGGUCGUCACAGGGUUACACCUUCAGCCUUGGCUCUGGCUCUGUCUCGUGGCGGUCCACCCGCUCUUCCUCUGUUCUCGGCUCUAGUUGUGAGGCUGAGAUCUACGCCACAGCCAUGGCUGCACAGGAGUUACGCUGGCUCACCUACCUGCUGACUGACUUGGGAGAGCGGCCUAGUUCUCCUCCAGUUCUGUACGGUGACAACAAGGCGGCUCUUGCCUUGUGUCAGGAGCACAGACUGGAGCACAGGACGAAGCACAUUGCUCUUCGCUACUUUCUUGCUCGAGAGCUUCAGCAGCGCGGUCAGCUUCGGCUUGUGUACGUGGACUCGAAGGCCAACACUGCUGAUAUCUUCACCAAGGCGCUCCCGCCUAGUGAUCAUCAGCGGCACUGUACUUCUUUAGGCCUUGUGUCCACGUUUCCUCACUUGCUCACUGCUUGA
Closterium sp. Yama58-4 is the source of this 4368-nucleotide messenger RNA. The record is from the annotation of a GenBank genome assembly. Lineage: Eukaryota; Viridiplantae; Streptophyta; Zygnematophyceae; Desmidiales; Closteriaceae.